This is a messenger RNA of Morchella importuna, 738 nucleotides long. RefSeq lists its product as uncharacterized. The transcript has a single exon. The record is from RefSeq and is a predicted model, not a curated record. Lineage: Eukaryota; Fungi; Ascomycota; Pezizomycetes; Pezizales; Morchellaceae. The coding region runs from base 1 to 738 and encodes 245 amino acids.
AUGGUCGAGGACCAGGCCCGUAAGAAGUGGAGAACGGAGCUCACAGGCUCGAAACAACGCCGUGAACGCAAGACUAGCUUCAGGCUGAGGCCUUCAUUGAAUUCCAAGAUUAAUGGCAAGCCGUCUUUGCUCUCUCGCCGAGCUGGGACCAAUGUCGUAGCUAUCGAGGCUUCAAAUUCCCAUACACUCUUUCCGAACUCUUCGAAUACGAUUGAUUUAGUCACCCCGGAACCGACCUACCUAACAACCCCUCCGAAGCCAUCAAGCUCCAUGCCGUCAGCUGCUAUGGAUUCGGGUUACUAUAGUGGGCCGUCUUCGGCAUCUAAACAUGCCAUAUCACCCCAGAGGGCAUCGUCUGCCACAGUGAUUCUCCCGAGCAUCUACACGCAACCAAGCCCCGCGCCUGCUCUUUCAUCGAGCAUCUCAGAGUACCGAUCCGGUAUGCACUACAAGCUGGACAACCAAUUCUUCAAAAAGGUUGUCAAAAAGGAGUAUUCAAACGAUCCUAGGAAGGCCUAUGAAGACCUUCAGCCUGUUAUGCGCCAGAUGCUCGAAAAGCCGGAGGACCGUCAGGUAGUGCAUAAAGUCUACCUCAUCUGCAACUUCAGAAAUAUCACCAUAAGGGGCGAGAAGCGGAUGAUUAGCAAGCCAAGGAGGAAGCCCGGGCACCGGGUUAUCAUGGGUGGAUCUCCGGAGCAGAUGAAUUGGUACUUUGGGCCAAAGGUCGGCUACACUUAG